Amphimedon queenslandica is the source of this 1329-nucleotide messenger RNA. RefSeq names its product putative nuclease HARBI1. The coding region runs from base 1 to 1308 and encodes 435 amino acids. Lineage: Eukaryota; Metazoa; Porifera; Demospongiae; Haplosclerida; Niphatidae. The transcript has a single exon. The record is from RefSeq and is a predicted model, not a curated record.
AUGCCUUAUCAUGUGACAGGAUAUGAGAUAAAAUGGGAGGCAUUUCAAAGGCAAAAGAUUGUGCUGUCAUUAUUCACACUCUUGACUUCACUUACCUCUCUCUACCAGCUAAAUCUUGCUCUGAUGUGUGUCACUACAUUUAGCUACUACAGUCUUAUGAAGAAGAAAUUUCACACACUUUCUACUCCUAAUUCAGGAAGGAUCGUUAAAAAGAGAAGGAGUCUAAAAAAAUACUGGAUAAAGCCUGGUAGGACGACCAUAUGGUGGGACAAUUUUGUUAAUGGCGUUGUGAUUGAUCAGGAAUGGAAAGACAACUUUAGGAUGAAUAAAGCUAAUUUUUUUAAACUUUGUGACGAGUUACGACCCUUUAUUGAGAAAAAGUCAACUAAUAUGAGACAAUGCAUUGAAACCGAAAGACAGGUGGCUUUAACUUUGUACUAUUUAUCUGAUGAAGGGUGCCUGAGAAAGACCGCAAAUGCUUUUGGUAUAGCACGAUCAAGUGCUUCUGUUGUGAUUAGACGAGUUUGUUAUAUAAUAAGCAUUCACCUAGGACCAAGGUAUAUCAAGUUACCUCUAACUGAAGAGGAAGUGAAUGAGAAAGUGACAGGCUUUUAUAUUGCUUUUGGAGUGCCACAAUGUAUUGGUGCAAUUGAUGGCACACAUAUUGACAUAAAAGCUCCCAAAAGCAAUCCUACUGACUACAUCAACAGAAAGAACCGUUACUCACUUAAUGUUCAAGCUUGUUGUGAUCACAAGUACUGUUUUUUAGAUGUAGUUGUGAAGUGGCCAGGAAGUGUACACGAUGCUCGUGUAUUCUCUAACUCCACCCUAAACAAUCUUUUAAAAACUGCACAAAUACCACCAUGUCGAAGAUCUUUAGUGGAAGACAGAGACCCAAUUCCAGUAUUUCUUAUUGGAGACCCUGCAUAUCCAUUACAAACAUACCUGAUGAAAGAGUAUGCUAAUGGGGGAUCUACUGUACAAGAGCAGUAUUAUGGAUAUAAAUUGUGCAGUGCACGAAUGGUGAUUGAAUGUGCAUUUGGUCGACUAAAGGCUCAUUUUGGUAUUCUCAAGCGACCACUAGAUAUCAAUAUCAAUGAAGUGGCACAUGUUAUUUAUGCUUGCUUUGUACUUCAUAACUAUUGUGAAUUAAAUCACGAAUCUAUUGCAGAAGAAAGGGUACAAGUAGCUAUUCAUUACGAUAAUAGAUUUCAGCCUCCUACUGUUCGAAAUAGAUCUACAACCCACUGCAAUGAAGAGGAGCCUAGAAAAAUAAGAAGAACUCUGACGAUGUAUUUUGAUCCCUAAUUUCACCCAAUUUCUCUCAUU